UUGACUUUCUUCUGUGUGCAAAAACGGUAUGUAUUUACCCCGAUGAUUGGUCUUAAUUUUCAGAGAACUUUCUCCAAUUUCCACUCCAUACAUUUCCAGUUUCCUCACCAUUGUCUGAACAAAAAAACAACAUUUUUAAAGAUUAUACCGAUAAACUGUAGAUUAAUGGCUGCUGAGGCUGCUGCUGAUGCUUCGGCGAAGAAGCUUAUAAGAAUUGAUAUCAGUUCAGACACUGUUUGUCCAUGGUGCUUUGUAGGCAAAAGAAAUUUAGACAAAGCUAUUUCUGCAUCAAAAGAUCAGUUUGAUUUUGAGAUCAGGUGGCACCCUUUCUUCCUCAAUCCUUCUGCCCCAAAAGAGGGUGUGAACAAGAGGGAUUUUUACAGACAGAAGUUUGGUGCGCGAUCUGAACAGAUAAUAGCGCGAAUGACAGAUGUAUUCAGAGGACUCGGUUUGGAAUACAACAUUGAUGGGCUUACGGGGAACACUUUGGAUAGUCACAGGCUUAUAUAUUAUGCUGGCCAGCAAGGGCUCGACAAGCAACAUGAUCUUGUUGAGGAACUAUUCUUGGGCUACUUCACGAGGGCAAAGUACAUAGGAGAUCGGGAAUUCCUGUUGGAGUCUGCUAAAAAGGUUGAAAUAGAAGGUGCUGCUGAGUUUCUAGAGGACCCAAAUAAUGGUGUCAAGGAGGUGAUGGAAGAGCUUGAGAAAUACUCUGCAGGUAUAAGUGGUGUCCCGUACUUCGUGAUCAACAACGAUCAAAAAUUGAGUGGUGGACAACCACCUGAGGUUUUCCAAAGAGCUUUCAAACUCGCAGCAAAGUAACUGUUCUAGUUCUAUGUACUGUUUAAGGCUGCUACUCUGCUACUAUUUGCUUGGAAAUAGUUUUCUCAAAAAAGAGGGUAAAUAUUUAAUAAAAGUGUGAAAUUGUGAAUUGUGUUCUAUGUAAUUAAGGUUGUACUUCUAUAUGUUUGGAGUAGUUCAUUUUAAUGUCUCUGUGUUGGUGUUUUGAGUAGCAAUCGACCUAUCGUAAUGUAUAUAUACAUGAGAUAUGAAUGCAUUAUUGCUUUAAUAUAUUGUUUA
Messenger RNA from Chenopodium quinoa (quinoa), 1080 nucleotides. RefSeq lists its product as uncharacterized. The record is from RefSeq and is a predicted model, not a curated record. Gene Ontology annotation, molecular function: oxidoreductase activity. The transcript has 8 exons. NCBI's taxonomy places the organism in Eukaryota, Viridiplantae, Streptophyta, Magnoliopsida, Caryophyllales, Amaranthaceae. The coding region runs from base 43 to 822 and encodes 259 amino acids.